Drosophila busckii is the source of this 1144-nucleotide messenger RNA. RefSeq names its product protein-lysine N-methyltransferase EEF2KMT. The transcript is spliced from 3 exons. The record is from RefSeq and is a predicted model, not a curated record. NCBI's taxonomy places the organism in Eukaryota, Metazoa, Arthropoda, Insecta, Diptera, Drosophilidae. The coding region runs from base 108 to 1079 and encodes 323 amino acids.
UGUUGCCAGACUGUUGUGCAUGUGUUGACUUUGGCAAAACAAACACUUGUUCUUGUUGCAUUUAAUUGUUUUGAAACAAUACUAAGGAGCACGCACAUUCCACAGCCAUGGAUAAUAAGUACAGCAAGCUGCAGCAGCAAUUUCUAUGCUGUUAUCCGGUUAAUAAGAUGGCCUGGUCGACGUUGCAUCUGCCAUUGCAACUGGAGGAACAAAAGCAGCUAAUUGCAGCUACCUGUGGACAUGCAUUGAAUCAACGCUAUCCGGUGCGUCGCAGCUAUCAGGAGGCGUUUGUCAAGCGGCUGCUGCAGCUGCUCAAGGAUCACGAGGAGCUGCACGAUGACAUCUACGAUAGUCUGUGCGGCCAGCUGGCCAAGGCGACGCUGAGUGAACGGGAGAGCGCCGAUGCAGCGCAAGUUUAUGCCUACAAGCAUUAUUUGCUGCCGACGCCAAUGACGCUGCGCGAGAGCAAAAGCUUUGUCAUCGAGGGCACCACGGGUCUGUGCACAUGGGAGGCAGCGCUAGCGCUGGCCGAUUAUCUGCUGGAGCACCCAAGCCUGGUGCAGAACAAAAAUGUGCUGGAGCUAGGCGCCGGCACUGGACUGCUGGGCAUAUUGCUGAAGCAGCGCUCGCUGCAGCUGCAGGUGGGUCAAGUGCUGCUCACCGAUGGCAGCGAUGCCUGCGUGCAGCUAAUGCGUGAGAACAUAAAGCUCAACUUUGCUGAAGAGCCGCUGGACUUUCCGCUCUGUGCGCAGCUGAACUGGGCGCAGAUAAGCGAAUUUAAUUGGCAAGCAUAUGCAGCAUUUGAUUUACUAUUGGCCGCCGAUGUUAUCUACGAUGAUACGCAAUUUGAGGCGCUACUCAGUGCCAUGGAGUACAUCUUCGAGCGGCAUGAGAACAACUUGCAAAUGCUGCUCGCCAGCACAGUGCGCAAUGUGGAUACGCUGCACAAUUUUAUGCAGCAGCUAGCGCUGCAUGGCUUCGAAGCGACGCCUUGCGCCAACGUCUCUGCCUGCGCCAGUCACUUUUGCCGUGAUCACACUGCUGCCGUGCAAAUUGUCAGCAUUAAGCGUAAAUCUUAGUUGUUUUUUUUUUUUUAUAUUGACUUGCAGUAGCUUACAGCUAUAAAAUGCAUUAAAUGAAAUUG